Aureobasidium namibiae CBS 147.97 is the source of this 2799-nucleotide messenger RNA. RefSeq names its product AEX-3 domain protein. Lineage: Eukaryota; Fungi; Ascomycota; Dothideomycetes; Dothideales; Saccotheciaceae. Gene Ontology annotation, cellular component: cytoplasmic vesicle. The coding region runs from base 1 to 2799 and encodes 932 amino acids. Gene Ontology annotation, biological process: regulation of Rab protein signal transduction. The record is from RefSeq and is a predicted model, not a curated record. The transcript is spliced from 3 exons.
AUGCCGGCUUCAUUCUCAUCACGACCGCGGUCGUCGCGCGGCGACUCACGAGGCGACUCACGACCCGUCAGCAGAACAGACGACGACGUCGUCAUCCCGGACCGCACCUCGUCGCUCCAUUCGCGCAUCACACAGCCCCUCGCAUCGCAGCUCACACAACCACGCAAUGGCCAGCGUACGCCAAAGACUCUCACCCAUGCCUACAUGGUAUGUGGUGUUGGCCGCGAGCCCUCGCAAUGGGUCAAGGCACCCCCACCGUCACAGGGAAAGAUCGGACACAUGAAGGGUGCCGUCGGUCAGUUCUGGCUGCCUGAGAUCCUCGGAAGCAGCCCGAGACUGGAGCAGGACAACGACAUUGCCCGCGCCCUUCAUGCUGCCAUGAGGGCAUGUUUCCCUCACGAUGUUGAGAUCUGCACAGGCACCAUGCAGCCUCACUGCGUCCACCACGCCUUUGUCCUCCAGCAAGACUCCUCCCACACUCUGUACGGUAUCGCCCUCCGCGUCUGGUCUCGCGCAGAUGAGAAGCGUGCUGAGACAAUUCGCGAGUUGAGGAAACGCACAGAGUCCGACUACUACGACAACCCUGGCGAGACAUACUGGAUCCCCUACUGCUUGAGUUUCCUUUCUAGAUACCCCCUUUACAACCUUCUCGGCGACUACCUCCGUGGCAUGUGGAUCCACUGGAACAAGGCCACUAACCUCUUCCACGCCGAAGAGGUUUCUCGCAUCCUCAGCUUCCCUGCUCCCAGGCUCAACGACCUGGUCCGUAUUGACAUGAAGGACUACGCUCUCUGUUACCAGUUCCCUUCUUCGCCCACUGGUUUCCAAAACUUCGCCAUGUGGCCUCUGUUCUCGUGUUUGUCCAUUCCCAAUAUCGUCGGUGUUAUUGAAGCCGCCAUCUCGCCCACCAGGAGAAUCAUCUUUGUCAGUCACUAUCCUGCAAUGCUGACCAUGGCCGCUGAGACCAUCCGUUACAUGGUUCGUGUCUACGAAUGGAGCGGUUUGUACGUUCCCAUCGUCCACGCUCGCCAUGCCAAGGAUCUCGUUCAGGAACCUGGUCCGUAUAUCGUUGGUGUCACUGCCGAAUGCCGUACUCUCUUUGCUGCUCCCAAUGAUGCCCUGGUUGUUGACCUGGAUCGCAACUUUGUCCUGACCUCGAGCCCACCGGAUGUCUUGACAGGAGGUCAAAGAACGAAAAUGGUCAACCGUCUUACUCAGGCUCUAAACGGCGAUGUUGCUCCUUCUGGUGUUCCCCAACAUCUUCGUUCGGCUUACGGAGGCGGUAAGCUCAUUCCUGCAGGUCAGAUUAUCGUCAUGCGUGGCGAAGUUGAGAGUGUACAAGAUCCUGGUUGGUGGAAUCAAGAUGCAGUCAUGUCUGUUAUGGAUCACGUCUGCGAGAAGCUGGGACGCAACACUGGCCUUAAGGCGGUCUUUGGCGGUUCCCAGAAAAAACCUCUGAUGACCAAGGUCUCAAUGCGUCAUCUGAACGAGAUCAUCCGUGAGCGUAACCAGUACUCUCGUGAUGCAAGCGAGGCAUGGCAAGAUUUCAUCAACCUCAAGUGCCGCAUGGAUACCGAGGUUGUCAAGGUUACCAAGCGCAACAACAUCCUCGAUGCCGAGCUCGACUCUUGGAAGCAGCAAUUCCUCAAGUUCCAGUCUUUCGCCGAGACACUUACCAAGGAGACCCAGGAGCUCAAGGUCAAGAUCGAAGGCCACAAGCGUGAGAACAGAAGAAUUGCUCAAAUCGCUGAUCAGGCCAAGGAUGAGAUUGCCCGUCUCCAACCCAGACUCAACGGUACGGAAAAGCAGAGAGACGAUGCUUUGGAAGCUCUUGUCUUGCAGCAAGAAAUCGCCGAGGAACUCGAACGCGAACGCAAGCGCAACAAGCAGGAAAUUGCUUCUCUGCAACAGACCAACUCUGCUGUGCUUCGCCAACGCGAUGAGGCACAGCGUGUUGUCCUUCAUCUGCGUGCUCUGAUCGACGGCCAGGCUCACCACAUGGAACACAUUGUGCGAACCAUUGAACUGCCCGAGGAGGUCGAUGAGGCUGCAGCCACUGCUCUUCCCGUAUCGCCUGCGCCUGGCUCCUCCAUGGCAGGAGAUUACACCAGUGCUGGUACUUCGCGUGCCUCAUCGCGCAGCAGCACUCGCAUGUCAGCUCGCGGAGAGGACGCCGCGGCCGAAGCACUUCGCCGCAAUGCCGAUGCCCGUCGCCGUCUGAGCUCUCUCAGCAUGACCGACGUAGCAGACCGCCAACUGCGCGACAAGACCGAUGCCAUCGCCUUUAUCAUCCGCAACAUCAGCGAGCAGUGUGCCGCAGCUGUUGAGGGCCUGAACAUGGCUCAUCGUGCCGAGUCCGUCGCCAACGACCGUAACGGCAACGACGACGACGCCAGUCUUGCGUCUUCCGAGCAUGGCGGCAAGCUCAAGCGCCGCAGCAAGGGCCGCAUCAUGACACGCGCCUCGCUUAGUGACGCUGCCUCCGACAGCAUUCCUCCCACGCCCGAUCUUGUCCACAGUCACAGCGCAAACACACUCAACCGCAGCAGCACAUCCAUGAGCAUGAUCUCCUCCUCUACAGCCGCGACACCCGACAGAGCAAGUGUGCAGAGCCAUUGGCGCAACACCCUGCAAGAAGACAUCCCAGAGUUGCCUGCCAAGAUUGUCAGAGCAGAGUCUGGAGAUUCGGGUGUUGUUGAUGGGUUCGGUCCAGCCUCUGUUGAGGAUGAAGAGCCCGUCAACGCCAAGUACUUGACCAGAGGACUUGAGCAUCGUUUCAACAUGCGUGCCGCCAACUGA